CCUAACUGGCGCCCCCGCAAUGCACUUGGCUGCCCCUUAGCGGCCACUCCGGGGCCCGCUUUCGCCUGGCCAUAGGGGAAUCCUGACCACAAUCUCCCUAUGGGCCUGGCCCCUGCCACCCUCCUACUCAUGGCGCCAGGCUGGGGAACCGGUGCCCUCCAGCAGGCCCUGGCAGCCACCCUCUUGGCUCUGUUCAUCCGUCCCCCCCAACUGGCUGCCCCCCUGCUGCUGGCCCUACUUCUCCUGGCCCCACCUGCCAGGGGUUGUGUGCAGUGCUCCAUGAGAAACAAAAACAUCCCAGCCCGGUUCGCCCAGCUCUGUACCCGCUACCGCCAAAUUCAGGGCCGCCCGGGCUGCCCCAGCCACCCCUGGGACCCGGAGUCCUUCAAGGCCUUUGCCCUGGAUGAGCAAGCCAUGGACGCGGUGACUGAGAAAACCCACCGAGUCUUACGUAUUAUUGAGAUCAACAGGACUUUUUCAGACCUGCCCAGGUUCUGGACCUGGCUGCAUGAAGUGAAGCUACUGGAAUACAGCAAAGAGGUUCUGUGCCCCCCAGCUUGCCGGGACUCGGCCUUGGCCAUCAGCUGUUCCAGCUGCAAGAAAGGGAAAGUCACCUGCUGGUCCCUGAAGAAAUGUUACUCCGCCCAGGGUGCCAUCUCACCCGGCUGUGCUCAGGGCGGGUGCCAAAUGGCCCCAGACGACGGCAGCGACUGGCUCCUGGCGCUUCUCACUGAAAUCCAGCUGGAGCAAUUUUACCACAAGAUCCGGGAUGAGCUACAUGUCACCCGCCUAGCCCACUUUGACUAUGUCAGACCCUCCGACCUGGACCAGAUCGGCUUGGGACGACCCGGGCAGCGGCGGCUGGAAGAUGCCAUCAAGCGCAGGAAGCAGCAGGGAUUACGCCCCAAAUCUUGGAUUUACAAGAUGAUCAGUGGUGCAAAGAUCCAGGAGUCUGGGGAGGGGCCGUCUCACCCUCCUCCUCCCCGCCUGGACUCAGACGGCUCCCUGAAGUGUCUGAUCACGGAGUGGGACUUGCGCCUGCGGGAACGGCUGGGCGAUGGGUGCUUUGGCGUAGUGCAUCGUGGCGAGUGGAGCCCACCCAGCGGGGGCACCAUCUCUGUGGCAGUGAAAUCUCUCCGCUCCGACAUCUGCACUGACCCCGGCGCCCUUGUUGAUUUCCUCAAUGAAGUGAACGCUAUGAGUGGGCUGGACCAUCCCCACCUCCUGCGGCUCUAUGGGGUCGUGCUCACCCAGCCACUCAAGAUGGUGACGGAGCUGGCCCCACUGGGCUCCCUGUAUGACCACCUGCGGCUACCCUACCCCCUGCACCGGCUCUGGCUCUACGCCCUGCAGGUGGCCCAGGGCAUGGCUUACCUGGAGUCUAAACUCUUCAUCCACCGUGACCUGGCGGCCCGCAACGUCCUGCUGGCCUCGGAGGAGCAUGCCAAGAUCGGGGACUUUGGCCUCACGAGGGCACUCUCAAGCAAGGGGGACCGAUACAUCAUGUCUGCGCACCGCAAAAUCCCUUUUGCCUGGUGCGCCCCCGAGAGCUUGCGCUCUGGAGCCUUCUCCCAUGCCUCCGAUGUCUGGAUGUUCGGGGUCACCCUCUGGGAGAUGUUCUCCUACUGUGAGGAGCCCUGGAUGGGGCUCUCAGGGCGACAGAUCAUGCUGAAGGUGGAACGGGAGGGUGCACGGCUGGAGCGCCCAGAGGACUGUCCCCGCGGCCUGUAUGCCCUGCAGCUCCAGUGCUGGGCCCCCCACCCUGAGGAGCGACCCCGCUUCCGGGACAUCAUCAGCCUGCUGCAUGAGCUCCGGCCUCGGGAGGUGAGAGCCAUUCAGGACUUCAAUGAACCAGGGAGGCUCAGGCUAGAAACCAAUGACCCCAUCACCAUCAUUGAGGGCAGCUCAGAGUCCUCAACCUGGCGGGGCCAGAACAGGCGGACACUGCAGGUCGGGGUCUUCCCAGCCUCAGUGGUGAGCACAGAGGAAACAACCCCAACUGGGAUGCCGCGAAUCAGUCUCCCUGUGCGCAGUAGCUUCCAGCACAUGGGGCACGGUGACCUGGACCCCGGCCGCAGCUGGGGGGCCCCUGACAGCAUGGACGACCGGAAGGGGAAGCCCCGGGACUCUAAAGAAUCUGCUGGACUCAAGUUGGGAGGCCAGCAGCUUCUGCGGCUCACACGUCUCUCUAAAAGUCUGGACUCGGUCUCAGAUUUCAGCGUCCUUCGGACGAAACCCAGGCGUCUGGGUGAUGAGCUUGCUUUCCCGCCUCAUCCCCCCGGCAACUCCCCAUCACGCAUGCCCUGGGAAAUGGGGCUCCGGCCCUUGGAGACGCCCCAGAAAUCACGGCCAGGCCCUCGGUCUGGCCAACCCCUCCGAAUAGAACCUCCCCUGCAGCAGCCUGGGGCCAGGGACAGGAGGGAAACAGCGGGGGUGAAGGCCCCUGUCGGAGCCCCCAGGGGCACAGCAGGAGUCAUGGGAUCCUCAUCUGUGGGGCAGAAGGGCAACAGUGAUGUGGAACGGAAAAUCAAGGAGGUGGAGGGGAAGGUCCACGGGGUGACGGUGGAGGAAUGUCGUGAGGCACUGAGGCUGCACGGCUGGGACACACAGAGAGCUGUUGAGGUGCUGAAGGUUGACCAGCUGUUCCACAUCAGCCCACACUCCCGGGAUGAAUGCCGGCGCAUCCUGGAGAAACACCGCUGGAACCUUGCCAUGGCUUCUCGCUACGUCCUGAGCCGUGGCCUCCGGGCCUGAAGGGGACAUCAUCCCAGCUGGGCUUAGGGACUGACUGCAUUCCCGUGUCUACCUAGCCACAUUGGAGCCCCACUUCUCGCCAUAGGCUGGGACUUUGCGGCAGCCCAGAGCCAGGGAGAGAACCCAGGAGACCUGGUGGUUCCUUGCUUGUAUUUAGGGAGAGACAUGAGGGUACGUUUGUUGUAUGAACAUGGGCGUGAUUGUGCAUGUCGACCUUUAUGUGUGUCCCCACAUAUGUAGUGGGUGUGGCUAUAGACCUUGUGUCAGGGAGUGUAGCUUAUACAGUUGUGUGGAUAUUUUGUGGGGAGGCACAUUUUUUGUUCUAGGGUGUGUGCAUAUCCAUCUUUCACACACAAUUUGGGAGCGGCUUAUGCAAACAUUGUGUGUGACUGUGUCCAUCAUCUUCCGAGGGUGUGGGAUUUUUCACCAGACUUGUGCAUGGAGUGGGAUGCAUCCAGGUGUGAUUAUCAGGGUGUGUGCAAAGUGCGUGAGAUGGCCUGUGAUUUACAAAAUGGUGGGGAGGUGAGUGGUGGAGCACUGUGGCUGCAAGCCAGGCUGUGUGUACCUACUGUACAGUCGUUACGGGUGUUGUACUUUGUUGUAUAUAUUGUGCAAAGCAAUAAAAGUGUUAAGAAUGCCA
Molecule: messenger RNA, 3394 nt
Organism: Pelodiscus sinensis (Chinese soft-shelled turtle)
Lineage: Eukaryota; Metazoa; Chordata; Testudines; Trionychidae
Source: RefSeq, a predicted model, not a curated record